CGUCACUCACUGUGGAGAAAAACCCUAAAACAUUUUCCGGUGAGAAAUGAGUAUCAUCCGUAGCGCGAUCAGAUCGGGUUUGUGUCUCCGGCAGUCGAAUCAUGUAAUUAGCGGUAGCUCUCUUCUAUUUCUUCAGGAUUGGAGGAAAUGCCUAUCUACCGCAACGGAGCAGCCUCCUUCCUCCCCGUUACCACCGCCUCCGGGAGGUUCUCCGGGAGAAGGGAGGUUUUAUGGGAAAUUUUCAGGCUUUUCAAAACAUGCUCUGAAGACUGAUAUCAUGAACGUACUCGAAGGCUGCAAUGUGACACCAGAUGAUCUCAAAUUCAACUAUCUGCGUGGUGGAAACUUAACUCCUGCCGCAGUUUUUGUCCAGUUUCCUUCCCUUUCCGCAUAUGAUAGAGGACUGCGGAAUAUCGCAAAGAAAGGAAAGCUAUAUAGAUUAGAAAGGGCUGCUCGUUCUCAGUGGGAUCCAAUUGUCCCUUAUGAGGGGAAAGUGGUUGCACUACAUGGGCUUCCGGUGAAUGCUAUAACAGAUGACAUAGAUAGGUUCUUAUCUGGCUGUCUCUAUUAUCCUGGAUCCAUCCAGUUCCUCACAGUUCAAGGACUGGGAACUUCAAAGAGGGUGGCGUUGGUGCGUUUCACGUCACAGACACAGGCAAUGAACGCAUACAUUACAAAGAACAGGAACUUCCUUCUCAACCAACGAAUCACAUUGCAAGUUCUGCAGUAAUUUCUUAGUUCCUCAUUCUAUUCUGGUGGUGUAAUACAAUGGUAAGAAAUCCAAAGCGCAUUUUUUGUGCCUUUACUGUUGGGAUGUUCUAGGUCGAUUUGAUUAUCAAAAAUUUCUAUCUGCAGACAUCUUGAUGCUAGAAAAACUAUUGUUGUCUCUCUUCCCUGGCUCAGUUUGAAGUUCAUGAAUAAAAAAAUGCAUGUGGCUUAGUAGUA
Molecule: messenger RNA, 945 nt
Organism: Capsella rubella
Lineage: Eukaryota; Viridiplantae; Streptophyta; Magnoliopsida; Brassicales; Brassicaceae
Exons: 6
Coding region: 47-730 (227 amino acids)
Molecular function (GO): nucleic acid binding
Source: RefSeq, a predicted model, not a curated record